This is a messenger RNA of Rhineura floridana, 1990 nucleotides long. RefSeq names its product killer cell lectin-like receptor subfamily B member 1B allele B. The record is from RefSeq and is a predicted model, not a curated record. The transcript has 5 exons. Lineage: Eukaryota; Metazoa; Chordata; Lepidosauria; Squamata; Rhineuridae.
ACCAGAAGAAUGUGCAGAUAUCUCAUGGAGCAGUGAUGGUUGGCUAUGCUUGGUUACAAAACCAACAGGAGCUAAUUUUGCAGACCAAACAAGCUCUGGUGGAGGCCCAAACCUGCCAAGGGUCCAGCAACGAAACACCACAGACGACCACCCUGGAUCAUUGUCAGUCUUUGCAACGGUUCCUGUGCAAACCACAUGACAAUCACUUAACAGAGAAUUCGAGUUGCAAACUCUGCCCAGAGAACUGGCAGCAUCACAAAAACAAGUGCUACUGGAUCUCCAGAGAGAAACAAACCUGGAACAAGAGUCAGAAUGACUGCACAGCAAAAGGCUCACAGCUUGCAGUGAUACAAGAACAGGAUCAAUAGGACUUCAUAUAUCAUAAAAGUGAAGGGGCACAACUUCUGUGGAUUGGAAUGAUAGCCAUACCCUCUACAAGCAAAUUGGCUUGGGUAGACGGUUCCCCAUUAAACAACACAUUGUUGCAAGUCACAGACCUUGCUCAAGCUAACAGUUGUGGGAUGCUGAAGGGGAAGAGAGUGAUUUCAGAAGCCUGCGGUGUUGUAGCCAAGUGGAUCUGUGAGGCAGAAGCUCUUGUAGUGUAAAUAUUAAAAUAUAUCUAUUAAAAAACGUGUGGGGCCAUACAGUAACCAUGGGAAAAUUCUGUUAUGGUUAUGUAAACUGUUAUACAGCUGAACCAAUUGCUUUGAAAUGUUUUCUCCUGCUGAAAAUUGCUUUGAGUUUUGUUCCUGCUGAAAAGCUAGCAUCCUCUGUUUAAUUAUUUUAGUGGCAAAAAUAUUUGAGGUGCUCCUCCCCCCGCAGCGCCCAUCCAGAGUGAACAAACAGUUUGUUUCAAUAUCAACAUAUUGAAAUCAAUGGACAAUGGGCAUCUCAGUUUUGAUGAACUGCAUCUAUUGGAUGUUUUCCUUUCAAGAACUGCCAGACACAGUGCUAACUCCAGGAUUUGGGGAACCUUUGGCCACAGCAUCCCAUCCACAGUGCCCCCCUAAUCUGGAAGAGGUGGAGCAUGCAAACUAAGACUGCUCAUAGUCUAACUACAUCUGAUUCUUCUUGGGCACUCUGUGCAAAGCGGAGAUGGUAGUACUGUUAGGGUAGCAGUCUCUUGCUGGGGGCCUUAGCAAAUGCUCAAACUUGACACUUUCUGGAGCUGGACAGAACAAAUUCCACCUUUAACUCCACCCUCUCUGUUGUGACUUAUAUCUGAGGUAGCCUCUGCCCCACAUGCUUCUGGAAAGAGACAGGACAGGCUUGAACAUAAGAGCCUGCUGGAUCAGGCCAUAAAAUCAUAGAAUAGUAGAUUUGGAAGGAAGCCAUCGAGUCCAACCUCCUGUUCAAUGGAGGAAUCCAACUUAAAGCUGUCAAAGACCCCCCAGGUCCAUGACCCCUGGUCUUUGCUUCCAAGGCCAAUCCCCAACCCCCUGGGCAUUUGUUCCCGGGCAGACACUCCCCAGGUCUCUCCUUACCAAGGUUAGGUUACAAUCAACAUCAACCCUGUAUGGUAGAUAGACUGCUACCACCCCUUAACCUGGCCUUCCACUCUGAGCAAGGGGAACUCAGAGCACCCACUAGAAUCACAAUUUCCCCAAGACCAAGAAGUAUUGUUAUACUCCUUGCCUGGGAACGUUAUACCUGGAGUAAUAAUCUUUUCUUUAAUCUUUAAGAUUCUUGUUCCUUACUGAACCUUGAUUGUCUGUUUCAUGUCUGUCCUCUUACUCCUCUUCUGAUCGCUUGCUGGAUCUGUGUCCUCCUGAUUUGACUGUGGGCUCUGCUACACCAGGACUGGAUAUUAAUGAGGUGACAAAAUGCCCUGGUUGAGUUGUUUACUGGGAUGGGGGUGAUGCUACAACUUUUUUUUAAUUGUUUUAUGAUGUUUAUAAUAUUGAAAAGUUGUUUUGGCUUGCUGUUAUACUUGUUGUUAUGUUACUGUUUUAUUAUUUUUUGUUAUUAGGAAAUCAUUUUGCAAUUGUUU